GUUAUGGAAAUUAUUCUUUACACAUUAAAUAAUUUGAACAACAGUGUCUCAGUCACACAUGGAAGGAGGUUUGUCGUCUGUUUAAGGUGCACUAGUGUGCCCGUCUAUAAUUCAGUAAUUGUAUUACCUUCAGCUGCUUUCCCUGCCACUGAAAAGCCAGUUUAGUUUGAGGAUUCUAUUUUCUUCUCACACUCUUUGGGGGUUCAAUGACCUUUUCACAGGGGUCACCUAAAACCUUUGGAAAACACAGGUAUUUCAUUACGAUUCAUAAUCGUAAUAAAAUUCAGUUAUGAAAUAGCAACAAAAUAAUUUUUUGGUUGGGGGUCACCAUAACAUGAGAACUGUAUUAAAGGGUUGCAUUAGGAAAAUUGGGAACCACUGACUUAACAGGACAAAACUAGAAGACAUGGCAUUUCCUUUUAAUGGUUUGUGUGUGUGGUGCUGGGGGUGCGACUUGGCCUCACGCAUGCUGAGCAAGUUUCUGCUAAGCCCCAGCUGUAGGCUCUAGGCUUUCCCCUUAUAAGUCAUAUUGGUGAAUAUAUUUAGAACAAAGUCUUCUGAUGACAUCUUUUGAAGUCCAAGUUAGAUAAGCAUUAAUAGUCAGCUUUAUAAUUUACUACAAAGGUUAUCAAAAUAUAACGCUGUGAGUUGUUUUUAUACAGCCCCUCUUUUUAAAUGUUUAUUUCUAGGGAUUGUAGGGACACUGAGGAAGAGUGUGUAACAGAAAUAGACAUGGGGGAAAGACUUGGGAUGUCUUGACUGCCGUGUACGGAUGAACUGUACUAGCCUGCACUAACUGUAUCUCCUGACUUUUCAGCUGAAUACACUGAUUAUGUGCUCCUCUGAGAAGUCUAGAAGGUCCUUAAAUAGGUCAAUAAUACCUAAAAUUUAGUAACUUAAAAAUUUGGCACUUAAGUAUGAAUUCUUUACUGUAUAUCGUUUUGGGGAGUUGGGAUGCAACACAGGGUCUUAGCCCACGCUAGCCUAAAACCCCAGAUUGUCUGUCUCCGCCUUUCAAGUGUUGAUUAUAGGCACGUGCCGCCACACCUGACUUAUUAUGUUUCCAUAUAAUACUCUUUCUAAGAACUUGACAUAAAAUCAGUGUUCUCACGUGUCCACACUGUUAGCCUAUCCUUAUUUACCCUGAGGUCUUACGGCCUUAGGCUCCAGGCGUUCUCACAUGUCCACACUGUUAGCCUAUCCUUAUUUACCCUGAGGUCUUACGGCCUUAGGCACCAGGUUCAGAUGCUUAGAAGUGGACCAUGUUAGACAGCAUUAAAAAUCUUUUUCUUCCUUUUUUUUUCUCCUCUCUCCUCCUCUUCCCUGUCCACCUCUCUGGGGAUUGAACCCAGAAACUGGGCACCGGUUUCUGGACCUGCCAUGAUUUCAGUCUUUAUCCAAGUCACUCAUGUCAUAGCAGAUGUCCUUCAGUGAACCCAGCCACCCCUCAGCCUAUUAAAACAUUUUUAAUGGAGCUUUUAUAAUUCUUCAGGUGAAGUAAACGAACACGCACUGAAGAAAAUUCUUUCAAAUGUCAAAAAGACAGUGGUUGGCUGGUACAAAUUCCGUCGUCACUCGGAUCAGACAAUGACGUUUAGAGAGCAGUUGUUGCACAGAAACUUACAGAUGCAUCUUUCAAGCCCAGAGCUUGUUUUUCUGCUGUUGACACCAAGUAUAACAACAGAAAGCUGCUCCACUCACUGCCUGGAACACGCCUUAUAUAAACCUCAAAAGGGGCUUUUUCAUAGGGUGCCUUUGGUGGUUGCCAAUUUGGGAAUGUCCGAUCAACUGGGUUAUAAAACAGAAUCUGCUUCCUGUACAUCCCCUGGCUUUAGCAGAGCCGUGAGAACACACAGUUCUCAGUUUUUUAAUGAAGAUGGAUCGCUAAAGGAGGUGCAUAAGAUAAAUGAAAUGUACGCUGCGAUACAAGAGGAAUUAAAGAGCAUAUGCCACAAAGUUGAACAAAGUGAACGAGAAGUAGAGAAAUUAAUGAUGGAUGUAAACCGAUUAAAAGAAGUUAGAAAAGAGCAGCAAGCCCGGAUUAAAGCAGCAGGAGAGAAGACUGUCCAGAACAACCCCCAGGAGAACAUUCUUCUUUGUCAAGCUUUACGAACCUUUUUUCCAGAGUCUGAGGUUCUUCAUUCUUGUGUUAUUUCUUUGAAAAAUAGACAUAUUUCUCAAAGUGGAUGUAACAUGAAGCAUCAUCUUGAUGUGGCUAAGCUGACUUUAAUGGUGGAGUAUAUUCACAGCCCUGACGCUAGUCCUCUGCCCGAAGCCCAGCUAACUAAGCGUAAAGAUGUAGACAUGCAAGACCAGUGGCCCGGGAAGAAACCACGGCUGCAGGAGACAGAAAGCAGACCUGUGACAGAUUCCCAAAGCAGUCACCAAAACAGGACAUCCUCAAGCAGCCCAGAUAUAGACACAGAGAUGGGAAGCACGGAAGAGGACAGUGAAUACCCUCGCUCUCCCACAUUUUGAUUCUUGCUAGAUGAUAUUUUUACUUAACUGAGGUCCAGACGCUAUUUUACUGUCUGCUACUGGGGUAACACAUGAGAAGUUCAUGUCUCACUUCCCUGUAGGGGAAUACGGUAUUUUUUACUACUCAACCGUUUACAAUAUGAAAAUGUUUUAUAAAGUAUUCUAGAAAUUCCCAUUUAUAUUUCAUACAUUGCAAAUGCUCUGUGAAUGUGUACAUGUCCCACUCAGCUGCAACCUCCCUCGCUUCCCAGCCUCUUCUCACUGUGCCUUCCCUGCAGGAAUUCUCCCUUCCCCUUUAUAUCCCAUGUUCUGUUGCCUUCCUUGACCCUGCAGAUUCUUUUUCUCCCGUCUCCUGACCCUUUUCUAGUGGCCUGGCCUCUGUCCAUCCACAUCUAAAGUACCUUUUAGAAACCUUUGUGGUGCAGGAAUCGAUGCAGGGCCAUAUGAAUGGUAGGCAUCUUCUUUACCACUGAGCUAUAGUCCAGAUGGGUUUUUGGUUUGUUUGUUGAGACAAGGUCUUUAUGUAGUUCUGGCUAUCCUCAAACUAACAAAUAUCUGCCUGCCUCUGCCUCCCAAGUGUUGGGAUUAAGAACAUGCCACCACACCCAGCUAAGAUGCUUUUAUUUCAGAGCCACGACCUUUCAGCUUCCCCGAGUUAUCAAGGGAGACUUAAAGAUGCAUUUUUUUAAACUACAACAUUCUUCAAAUUGGAAAAGAGAAAGUAGCCUUGUUUCACAACACAGAAAAGAGCACAGAAGUUUGCAAAAUCAGAACUGGGAGCUGGCUCAGCUGGCACAGACAUCUGCAGUGAAGACCGACAACCUGAAUUGGAUUCUUGAGACUCCCUCAAUGGAAGAAACGAGUCGUCUUCCACAAGUUCUUCUGACUUCCACACAUACCAUCACUGUGGCAUAAUCAUGAAACCCCCACAAAUAAAUUUAAUAAAAUUCUAAAGUUUUUAAA
Messenger RNA from Myodes glareolus (Bank vole), 3441 nucleotides. The record is from RefSeq and is a predicted model, not a curated record. NCBI's taxonomy places the organism in Eukaryota, Metazoa, Chordata, Mammalia, Rodentia, Cricetidae.